Caenorhabditis briggsae is the source of this 846-nucleotide messenger RNA. The record is from RefSeq and is a predicted model, not a curated record. Lineage: Eukaryota; Metazoa; Nematoda; Chromadorea; Rhabditida; Rhabditidae. Gene Ontology annotation, cellular component: mitochondrial matrix. The transcript has 4 exons. Bases 1 to 846 code for a protein of 281 amino acids. Gene Ontology annotation, molecular function: protein binding.
AUGUCAUCACAGCGGCUGAUAAAAUUGCCGCAUAGAGUGAUUUUAAAGCUACACGGUGCCGAUACGAACGCCUUCCUUCAGGGCUUGAUCACCAAUGACGUAACAAAACUGCAAUCUCAAAACGGUCUCGCCGCGUUUCUUCUCAACACCAAAGGCCGCAUCGUCGAGGAUGUUCUUCUUUGGCGACGUGGCACCGAUGACGUCUUCUUGGAGUGUUCUAAAGCGAAUCAGAGUGUUCUUGUGAAGGAAAUCCUAAAGUAUCGAUUAAGAAAACGCGUGGAGAUUUCUGAAACUACGGAUCAAGUCUUUUUCGAGCAAAUCUCGACAGAUAAGUCUUCUGAAUACCGUGAUCCCCGAUUCUCAAACUUUGGAGCUCGUGUAUUCGGAAAUCCAUCGUCUUCAGAGGUUAGCGAAAAUCGUGAAGCCUAUGAAAACCUGCGUCGCUCGAAUGGAAUUGCAGAAGGUGCUGUUGAACUAGCGGAUUUGUUACCUUUCCAGGCAAACGGCGACCUUCUCAACAUGGUUUCACUUGAUAAGGGAUGCUAUAUUGGACAAGAAUUGACAGCAAGAACCGCCCAUACAGGUGUCAUUCGUCGGCGCAUUCUACCAUUCGAGUGUGAGGGACAAGUGAAAAUCGGAGCCGAUAUUUUGGAUGAGAAGAAGAAUAAAGUUGGGAAGAUCAUCUCCUCCGACUCCACCCGCUGCUUGGGAAUCCUCCAACUCGCAUCGUUCAAAUCGCCGAAGUUAAGUGCUGAUGACGUGGCACUUACUGCACGACAACCCGAAUGGAUGCCUGAUAAGAUUUUAGCCAAUAAUAAGACGAGAACCAGUUUGACGGAUUCUUAA